AACUAACCCUUCAAACAAGAAAAAAAGAAUCAAACAACUAAAAAAUGAUCAAGAAUAAAAUGAAUGCAAAAUGAAAACUUAAUACUGGAUGUGAUGAAAUUUUACCAUUUAUCUGCCCAUCUUUAACUAGGGCUUUCAAUCUUAAUUUUUUUAGAGCAGGCUUUCAAUCUUAAUGAAUUAAGCGAGAUUCUUAAAUCGCAAGAAAUUCUCUGGUCUACCAAUGGAUCCUUCAUCCUUUAACAACCCUGAAUUGCAGCAGCUUCUUCAACAAGAAAAGCAGAAGGCUGUGGUGAACGAAAUGAUCGGAAAGCUCACAUCUCGCUGCUGGGACAAAUGCAUCACCGGUACUCCCGGAAACAGUUUCAGUUCUAGUGAAUCUACUUGUCUCACCAACUGCGCUCAACGCUACAUGGAUACAGCAAUGUUCGUCAUGAGACGACUCCAGCAAUGAAAAGCGCAAACCCAGUUUUAAUUUCGCAUUUGAUGAAUGCUUCUGAAUCCAAUAUCUAUAAAAUGAAGUUGCACUUGUUUCUGAAUUGGAAUUAUUUUCUGGUAUGGUUUGUGAUCUGACUAUCAUUAUUUACUUUAUACAAUGUAUAAACAGCAAUGCUCUUGUAAGGUCUUGUGAAUGAAAUUGCCAUGUCACACAG
Messenger RNA from Salvia miltiorrhiza (redroot sage), 650 nucleotides. Its product is annotated as mitochondrial import inner membrane translocase subunit TIM8-like. The record is from RefSeq and is a predicted model, not a curated record. The coding region runs from base 221 to 451 and encodes 76 amino acids. Lineage: Eukaryota; Viridiplantae; Streptophyta; Magnoliopsida; Lamiales; Lamiaceae. The transcript is spliced from 2 exons.